GAAAGGAUAAAACCUGUAAUACGGGGUGGCUGCGCUGCCGCCGGAGGCGACAACGUGUGGAUUACUCAUCCCCCCCUCCAAGUUCCAAGAGGAACCCCCACCCGGCGAUUCCAAAAGAAAAAAAAACCCACUUUGGCCCUUCCACGAGCGCCCACAUUGACUCGACCCUCUUUACCCUCUCUCCCUUUCUCCAGCUCUCUCCACUAACCUCAACGCCCUUGAUUCCAUCGCGACGCGCCUUUGGAAUCUAUCCCAUCCGGCUUUUACGACAGUUUCAACGAUCGCCUUCCACCUGGGUUGACCCGUCUCACCCGCAACGGCCCAGAGCCGCACCCGGUGCGCCCGAGUCACCUUCACAGCGUUUGCGCUCGCGCAACAGUUCGGCUUUCAACGUCGAGCAAUUACAUCGGACUCCCGACAGCCCGCGAUUUGAACGCUUGUUCAUCGUCAACGAACGUUGAUCCAAAAAUCAAAAUGGCCAACUUCAACGGGCGCCGUGCCCCCAACUUUGCCCAAUACCUCGAUGACUUGAACACCAUCCCGUCGCCCUACGACCAGGCUGUGCAGCAGCGCCAGCAGGAGAACACUUUCAACCUCGACGAGGAACUGGCUCUUUUCACCAACACCGAGUUCUUCGAUUUCGACAAGUUCACCGACCUUGGCCUGCCUACCUUCGAUGCCGUCGAUCAGAAGUCUUCCCCCGUCGAGUCCAUCGCGGACCAGUCUACCCAAAAUGCCGAUAUCAAAUUCUUGGAAUUCCUGAAUGAUGGCCUCGGCAACAUGCCCGAGUACCAGCACGAGCUGAAUGGCCUGAACGCGUCGAUCCCCGUGCAACAUGCGCCUUACGCGGCGGUCCCCUCCGUGUCUCACGGACCCGUGGCGGCUAACUCGGUUCCCGCUCAAAAUGUGCCCAUCGUUGCUCCUCCGAGCGUGGCGGCCACACCCGUCCAGAAUGCCCUUUCGCCGGACACCUCUGCCGCUCCCGCCAAGCGGAAGAGCACUUCCAAGGCCUCUCCCACGAGUGCCGAGGAGGCUUCCCGCGUUAUGGCCGAGGAGGACAAGCGUCGCCGCAACACCGCUGCCAGCGCUCGCUUCCGUGUGAAGAAGAAGAUGCGUGAGCAGGCUCUGGAGCGUAGCCUCAAGGAGACCAACGACAAGAACGAUGCCCUUGAGGCUCGCGUCUCCCAGCUGGAGCUGGAGAACCACUGGCUCCGUGGUUUGAUCAUGGAGAAGAACGGCACCAAGGAGCGCAAUGAGGCCUCUGAGAAGGCCAUCUCUGACAUGUUCAAGAACUUCCUGGCCUCGCGCAAGACCGAUUCAAGUCUUUCCGAGUCCAAGCACGGCGUUGGCACUUUUGCCUAGUCGAAGAAAUAAAAUAAUCAAGAAAAAAAAAACAAAAAAAAGAAAACACGCUUUCCCCGCAGUCUGAUUCAUGCGCUGUUGUUUUGUCCCCCCCUGCUGCCUUCGACGAUGGGAAUGAUUCAGGGGAGCGAUCACUCUAGUGAUAGCUUCCCCAUCCCACUGCUCUUUUGUUUCUUGUCAAUAUUCUAUGAGCGACUUUUGUUUUGAAUUUUUUACUUUGUGGUAUGCCAUACUAUUUGGCUGCUGCAGAUGAAGGUGGCAGAUGACUAUGAGUGAUGAUUCUACACAGUGCAGUUUUUUGAAUAGACACACUUUACUCUUUAACUUUG
Messenger RNA from Penicillium brasilianum, 1691 nucleotides. NCBI's taxonomy places the organism in Eukaryota, Fungi, Ascomycota, Eurotiomycetes, Eurotiales, Aspergillaceae. The record is from the annotation of a GenBank genome assembly.